This is a messenger RNA of Exophiala viscosa, 2169 nucleotides long. RefSeq lists its product as uncharacterized. The record is from RefSeq and is a predicted model, not a curated record. The transcript has a single exon. Lineage: Eukaryota; Fungi; Ascomycota; Eurotiomycetes; Chaetothyriales; Herpotrichiellaceae. Bases 456 to 1982 code for a protein of 508 amino acids.
GACCCGCUUCGUUGUACGAAAAGCGACUACUGCUCAGGGCCACAUACCUGACGAACAUUUCCAUGAGCAGGAAAGCGCGUUCUGCUGCAUGCUGACACUCUCACGAUAUCUGGGGCGAUAAUCAUAGUACCGAGGACACCCCGGGCAAGGAGCAUCUUACCUAAUUGUCCAGCCCUGGUGUGGUGGAUCUUCCUGAGCCUCCUGAGUCUGGAUCAUUAGCCAGGUGAUUGCAAGUUUCUCGCUCUUAGAGUUGUAGCCCCUUCGAAUCGGUGCUGUGCAAUAGCUAGAAUAGUCCUCAAGCGCUUGAAUUGCGGCACCAAGGAGUCUUUCAUUAUCAAGAGCCCCUUCCUUUUCGAUUCCUAGACUUACUGAGACAACGUGUUUCAUACUGCAGACACCUUGCAGACGACAUCUUUGUGGCAAUCGAUUUUGCGGGGUCUUGUCCAGUUGUCAUAAUGCCGAUCGGCAGGCCUCGCAUACCAGGCACCGAGGAAGAAAGGGCAGAGGCCCGACGUGCAAAGGUGCGUGCCAACGUGCAGGCGUUCAGGAGGCGGCAAAAAGAGAAGAAGCUUGCAGGCCAGGCGGAAAGUCCCCGGUCGAAUAGUAGCAAAGGCCAUUCACCUCAUAAGGCUGUGUCAGAGGCCGAAGACGAUCAACAAGAGGCAGACACAUCUUCCACUUUCCUGUCGCUCGAACCCAUUUCACGGGAGCCCUUUGUCACAUCCGAAGAGACGGAGCCCUGGCUGUGGGCAAUUCCUUCCGAGUUCGGUGCCAAAAUUGUCGGAACAACUUAUCUAGACGCACUAAUCAAUGCCCUCCAAGACAAAUAUCUUCCGUCCCAGACAAAUUUGGAACGAAUCCAGUACGAACCCAAGAAGAGGUUCUCAAUAUGCUGCUCAACAUGGAUCACGUCGGCAACGCUCGAGAUGGGAAGACCAGAGACAAAGGUGCUGAUGGAAGCCCUCCUCGCAGCAUCUUUGGCCAUCAUUGGCAGAGACCGAAACGAUGAAGACAUGACUCUUCACGCUGCAUACGUGCAGACUCGAGCAUUGCAGAAACUGCGACUCGCGUUAUCGAGAUAUGCAGAAGGGGAUAGAACCAUAUGUGCCACCAUGCUGUCCCUGACAGCCCUCACCUGCGCCAUGUCAGAGCUCAUCGCGAACCAGUCGUGGGACAACUUCAACAGGCACCUCUUCGGGGUGGGUGCUCUCAUCUUCUCCGGCGGCGUCGAAGCCCUCAACACGCAAUCGGCGCAGGAACACUUUUACGGAUACCGCGCCAUGCAGGCACCCUUUCUCUUCAUGCAUAGGCAAAGAGCAUUCCUGUCAAGCCCAGAAUGGAUCGACUUUCCCUGGAAGAAGGAUCUCGAACUCGCCCAACACCCCCUCCAUUCGGUGCUGGACAUCGCUCUCAAGAUCUUGCCAGAAAUUGUCAAGCAAGACAUGCCCAAAAAGUGGAAGCUGUCCUCGCUCGAGGAACGACUGCAAGAGGCCUGGGCCACGGUCGAAGAGCUGGACGAGUGGGAAUUCAAACUGCGCUCGGAGCAUCAAGGCGUAAUAUACCAAGAGAGAUCGGCAAGUUGGGAAGGUUUAGCUGACUAUUGUUUCGAAUUUGAGCUGCUGUCGACCGCUAUUGCCUUUUCGAUCUAUGCGGCUGUACGGAUACAUGUUGCUGCCCUGAUCGCAAGAAUCUCGAAGGACAUUCUAUCUCGUGAUCCAUCGGCAGAUGUAUAUCCUGAGUCGGCUGUGUUGGAGGCACUCCGGUGGUCGAGGGUUGCAUGCCAAUGUCUGGAGUUCUUUCACACUGGCGACAUGAAAUUUACCGGACGGAUAGUCACCCUCUGGCCACUGGAGACUGCAUGGGAGUUUUUCGCACAGACACAAAUUGAACACUUGAUGAAUGUUUCGACGGAACUGGCAUGGUGUCGGUCCACAGCGGAGAAACUCACCAAGAUGGGCAUUCCUCCUUUUCAAUGGCGGUGAUACUGACGUUGUUGUUUUGUCAUGAGAGAUCGCGGUUAGCGUCACGUAGUGGUUUCUUGAGUUGCCUGCUGGGCAGUGUUAUAUGCACAGCCUGAUGUUUGCUGUAGUUCAGACUCAACUGAUUGACUUUGCCUCUGCCUCAACCGACUCAGCUUGAAUCUAAGACCAAUCAUGAUCAUUGCCUCGU